Didymodactylos carnosus is the source of this 1666-nucleotide messenger RNA. The record is from the annotation of a GenBank genome assembly. NCBI's taxonomy places the organism in Eukaryota, Metazoa, Rotifera, Eurotatoria, Philodinida, Philodinidae.
ACGGCCUUGGCUGUUUCGGAUAUGUACAUAGUAGCGGGUGAAUGCAAGUACAGCUGGGCGGCCUGGUUCAGAGCGUUGAAUCUUGAUCACUCCCGUCUAGCGCUUUAUGCAGUUUAGAGCAGUCGCUAGGUCGUCCUUCCAAGGCACACUGCUACCGCUGCUAUUAUAGCAACAUUAUGACAUAUGCGAAUCAUCCCAAAGAAUUUAUGUGAUUCGUUUUGCUUUGAAACAUUAGACAAAAAAUCAUUGCCAACAACAGGCUUGUGUGCUUGUGGAAAGACAGAGAUAGUUCAGUAUUAUCUACUGGAGUGGGUGUUAUUCCACGGUCAAACAAAAAUUCUUAUAUCUCAAAAAGGAAAUCUCAAUGACAAAAAACGCCCCUACCCUUAGUCUUGAUCUUGUUUUACUAAAUGUAUGUCUUUCAAAACAAGAUUUUUCAUAUAUCGUGCAGUAAUAGACUAUAUUUGUACAACAAAAAGAUUUAUAGACGAAGAAUAACGUGUCCUUUUGUUCUCUCUCUCGUUGUCAUUUCACUUCUUGCUAAACAGACUUUUUUUUUCUCUGUGUGCGUGCCUGGAUGCUGGACUUUCAUGUAUUAUUCUUUCGCUCUAUACUGUAUACCGUAUAGUAUGAUUUUUUAGUCUAUACUGACUGCCUAGUGUAUUUAUGUAUAGUCUGUACAUAAAUGUAUUAUAUCUACUUUGACGUUAUUUCGUUAACGAUGAUUCACUUACGUUAAGAAUUUCGCGUAAUAAACGUAACUCCUUCGUUUCGUACGGUAAGAAAAAAGAUUUCCUUACCGUCCUACGUUAUCUUUUCUCUUUUCUUUACUUCUACCGUCAUCAGUGAUCUAUAUUGUCCAUCUAGAGGUCACGACGGACGAAAGAACAGAAAGGACUAUACAGGCGACUAUACAAACGGCCUCUCGAAUAACGAAUAAGAUGUGUGAGAAGGUCUAAAAACGAAGAAAAAAAUCAGCUGAACAGCUUAAUCAAUCGCGCAUUGUUAGAAAACCUAUAUAAACCACUGUACCUGAAGCUAAUCGACACAUUCUAACGUAGACUGUUUCUUAUUCCCCAAUAACCUAUUUUUCAAUUAUUUUCUUCAUUCUUCUAUUUCAACGAAUACAAGUAAGUGCAUUUCAAAAGAAAAAGCAGACAUUGUUGCUUCGAAUGAAUUCAGUAGGCUCAAUAGUGCUCUCACACAGUCGCUUCUACAGUAUGGAGAUCUUAAUAAAAUGAUACUUACGUUUUAGACAAUGUACUGCUGUUUACUUUUGAUAUUAAGUGUUAGCAUUUCAUUUUCAUAUGGAAGCCACAAUGUAACAAGUUAUAGUUCCACACCGAGUUGUACCGGAGUGUCAACGUCUGACUGGAAAGAAUUUAAGGAAGAAGUUGGAAUUUACAUUGAUGUCGAUACAACUCCAUGUAAUUUUCAAGAUACACCAAUGUAUUUUACAAGUAUAGCAGGUAAGCUGUAUCAUUGGAAAGUGUCGGGUGUAACAGCAAUUUAUGAUCCAAAACCAACCGGAUUUCGAAUAUACUUGGCUCCAGUACCGAAUAUUUUUGGUGGAACUAGUGCAGGUUUGUUAAAUUAUGCGCUCAAACAUAAGUGGCAGAUAAACUGGAUGGGUGUUGGUGCAUAUUAUCCACCAUUAGAAAUCUAA